AUGAGUUCAGAAUAAAGAGUUAAAUUAUUAUAAUAGCAAUUUGAAGCUUAUAAAGAAAUGAAUGAAUAAAUAUCUAAUCCCACUGAAUCUCUCUAAUAUUACAAAUAACUAAGUACAAUAGAUAAAUAAAAAUAUAUUGAAAUAUUCUAUGGUCGUAAUUGGAAAUAUAGAUAGAAUCUAUUUGAUAUUGUAAAAAAUAACUAACAUGUUUUCAAACAUCAUCAUCUUGAAGAAUCUACAAGAGAAGAAUAGAGAUAUCAUUCAUUUCAAGCUAUGAGACAUUUUCAUUAAAAACUUGGAGUCACUUAUGAUAUGUUUCUAUCUGAUCCAAAUAUAGUAACAAUAACAUCAGUUGCUAUGUAUAGUUUUGAUCCAGCAGUUUGUGUAAAAUUUGGAGUUCAUUUUUCACUCUAUACAAAAACCAUUCUGAAUCUAGGAACAGAUAAACAUAAAUAAUAUUUUGAAAAUGCAUAAACUCUUACAGAUAUUGGUAGUUUUAGUCUUACAGAAUUGGGACAUGGUUCUAAUGUAAGAUAAAUCUAAACUACAGCAGUAUAUGAUAAAGAUACAUAAACAUUUAUUAUUAAUACUCCAACAGAUUUAGCCACUAAAUUUUGGAUUGGAGCUACAGCUAAUUUGGCUAAUAUGACUGUGGUAUUUGCUUAACUCUAUAUUGAUGGAAAAUAAUAUGGUGUUCAUGCAUUUCUAAUAGAAAUUAGAGAUAAAAUAAAUCAUAAUGUUAAAAGUGGAAUUACUAUUGGAGAUUGUGGUCCUAAAAAUGGAUUAAAUGGAAUAGAUAAUGGAUUCUUAAUCUUCAAAAAUGUUAGAGUUCCUCUUGCAAAUAUGUUAGAUAAAUUUGCCACUGUUACACCCUAAGGAGAAUUCAAAACUUCUAUUGAAGAUCCAGACAAAAGAUUUGCUGUUCAAUUAGCUUCAUUAUCAGGUGGUAGAAUCAUUUUAACUUAUUAUGGAGCUAUUACAUCAUUAAAUGCACUUACUAUUGGAAUAAGAUAUGCUGCAAUAAGGAAAUAGUUUGGAUUACCUGGAGAGAAGGAAUAAAGUAUUCUUGAAUAUCCUCUUACCUAAUUAAGAUUAAUUGUUCCUUUGGCAUCUACAUUAGUUUAUAUAAUAGCUGCAAAGGCUAUUAAUAAUCUUUGGGAUACUACUUAAAACAAUGUUUUUAAUCCAAACAAAAUGGCUGAAAUACAUGCUUUAUCAAGUGUUUUGAAAGGAAAGUUUGCAACAUUUGCAAAUAAAGUUAUUUUAGAAUGUAGAUAAAUUCUAGGUGGUCAUGGCUAUCAUUCAUUUAAUAGAUUAGGUGUAAUGUUAUAAGAUUAAGAUAUAAAUAAUACAUGGGAAGGAGAUUCUAAUGUAUUAAUGCAAUAAACUUUGAAAUUCUGCAUGGAUUAAAAAAAUAGAUUUAUCAAUAAUCAAAAACCUAUCUAAUAUCCUUCUCUCAAAUUCCUUGAAACUUUCAAAAUUAGACCAAUUAAAUUUCUAAAAGAUGAGGAUUAUUUAUGUCCUAAUAAUAUUCAAUAUCUAUUGGAAUAUAAAUUAGACAAAUAAUUAAUUGAUUUUAUGUAAGAUUUAACAGAAAACUUAAAUAAUAAUGAUAUGUUGAAAUCUUGGAAUUUAUCCUAUGCAUUUAAAGGAUAAUAAAUUUCUAAUUCUUAUGCUGAUUUAUAUUGUUUCUAAUAAUGGUAAGAACUUAAUUUGAAAAAUGAUUCAGUCUUAGAAAGAGUAUUUCAAAUUUGGUGUUUAACUAUAUUUGAAAAUGAAACAGAGUUUUAUAAAAAUAAUGGUAAAAUAUUAUUGUAAAAUAUUAGAAUUUAAUAUUUCUGAUGUAAUUGUUAAGAGAUUAUUAAUGAAACUUAGUAACUAAUUAAAGGAUGAAGCAAUAGGAAUUAUUGAUGCAUUAGCUCCACCUGAUGAAAUCUUAGGUUCAAUCUUUGGAUCUAGUGAUGGAGACAUUUAUAACAAAUUUAUAUAAAAGAUAUAUAGUGGAAAGAAUACUUUCUAAAAAGUACCAUGGUGGGAAUAAAUACAUAACAAAUGA
Messenger RNA from Paramecium pentaurelia, 2056 nucleotides. NCBI's taxonomy places the organism in Eukaryota, Ciliophora, Oligohymenophorea, Peniculida, Parameciidae. The record is from the annotation of a GenBank genome assembly.